This is a messenger RNA of Pecten maximus, 1977 nucleotides long. RefSeq lists its product as uncharacterized. The transcript has 3 exons. Lineage: Eukaryota; Metazoa; Mollusca; Bivalvia; Pectinida; Pectinidae. The coding region runs from base 321 to 1283 and encodes 320 amino acids. The record is from RefSeq and is a predicted model, not a curated record.
GUUUUACAACAGGCGGGACUCGGAGACCGAGCGUGUUACCGACUCAUGGCGUGAACUCAAUGGGCCAGCGAUAUUUAAAGGACUGUUAAAAACGUGAACUCUGAUAGAUACCCAGUGUGAUAAUGCACAUCGAUGACUUGAGCGGUAUGCAUUUCACGGUAAUCAAUUAGUGUUUUGUAUAUAUUAAUGAGUGAGGCGGUAUGGCAUAUAGGAUAGAUGGGGACUCACACGAGCACUUGGUUAUUAUCAAACGUGCAGAAAGGAAGCUCUCAUCCCGCUAAAUAGCCAUGAAGAUGAGAGUUCCCUAAACAGAGCUGGAUAUGUACAUAUAUUUACACGGAUUCAAACACAGGAGUUUAAGCAUCAGUGACGCUAAGCCUCGGGAGAUGGCAAGCCGCGCCAUGUUUAUGUACCCUGACCUUGACAAGUCAGCCGUGCGCGCUCUGAAGGUCGAGGAGAGAAUUCUAGAGCUCAAAGUCGUCAACAUUGACGUAGCCAAAAGAAGUGUAGCGUUGGAUUUACGAAAAUCACAAAACGAAAUGAAAAAGCGUUUAAGGAAGUAUAGGGAUAGACAGAGGGACAUAUCAAAGUUAAAAAACAUAACAGAGCCUAAAGAUCAAACUAUCGAAGACUUCAUGGCAAACAAUACUCAACACAGGGCGUUUACCAGGAGUGCAAUGCGUCCAAAAACUAGUCCAGCAGUGAUGACAUCCAAACCAUCAGGUCGUGGUGGAAGACAAUCUGUUUCUCCAGAGGAGGAAGGAUUCGAGGUGGAUCCCUCGUUUUUCACGGAUCAACAUCGAUCUAAAAUCGAUCUCCGGCCGAGCACGGCGCGCGUGUUUAAUGGCGACAAGGCUGCUCUCCGGAAGAAAUCUCGUCUGGGAAGUCUCGGUAGACGUGAAGAGCAAGUAAGAUACUUUGACGAUGAUGAGCUUCAGGAUCGAGAAUCGUUUUACACACAGAUGGUAGAGUGGAGGAAAAGUAAGGAGAUUGGCAAUUUUGAGUCUCUCGAUCAUAAAGUUGGGAGUUUUUGUAAACAAAACGAGGAGGAAAUAAAAAGGCGGGUACAGAGAAACACGUGUCUUCGUCAGAGUCUCCAUUCUGUUAUGGAAUUCCGAAGAAUCAAACAAAAAGAACAAAACGAAGCACUCCGAGCCACCACACCCUCUUCUCGGCCAAACUCGUCUGGAGUUAAGACUGGUGUGAACCAUACAAAACCCACCGUGGAAGUUGUUUCUAGGGAUACGAACGGCGUACAUUCUCGAGCUAAAGACAUGUCAUAGUGAUACGCAACUUCCGGUGGUCUUCAAUGUUUUCUUCCAAAUAGGUUUGAUAUCCUAUUGCACUGGAUAUUAAUAUUAUGUCGUAAAAUGAUUUUAUAUUUUCCGUGAACAUAUGACUGUGAUGUACCAUUCCUUUAAUAUUAUGUUUGCAAUAGAUGUGACGUAUUUUUUGCCUGUCUGAGUUAAUUUUCCGUUAUUUCAAACUUGUCAUACAUAUAAAACAAUAAGAGGCGAGUCUCUUACAUGAUGGGCGGGCACUGACAUAAUUACAAAAUGGUACUUAACGCGCUCUUUCACAGAAAUGGCGACUUUCUUAGGGCGAUACUGUCACAUGUACGUGACGUACAAUGACGUGUUCAUGAGGUUCAUAUACUGACACGCGCAUGCCAUAAAGGUAUAUGUACGUGACUUACAGACUCUUACAGGUUGAAACAUGGACCUGCUUACGUACAUGAUUCCCAGACUCUGGCAUGUAAAUCAUGAAGAUACAUAUACAAGACAUAUACCUGCAUGUACAUGCGUCCCUGUAGACUGACACGUGGACGAUACGUAGACAUUUGCAUGGUAUGCAGAAACUGACCAAUGUGUGACAAUACACGAAAAAAGAUGUAAAGACGCGCGUGAGAUGGAUCCGACAUGUGAUAAACAUUCUUGCACAAAAUAACAAACUAAAAUAAAUAAUGUGUUUAUUUUU